Austrofundulus limnaeus is the source of this 6324-nucleotide messenger RNA. It is a transcript of the gene malrd1, whose product is annotated as MAM and LDL receptor class A domain containing 1. The record is from RefSeq and is a predicted model, not a curated record. Gene Ontology annotation, molecular function: protein binding. Lineage: Eukaryota; Metazoa; Chordata; Actinopteri; Cyprinodontiformes; Rivulidae. Gene Ontology annotation, cellular component: membrane.
AAAUCACCACUGCAUUACUUCCUUAAGUCAGGCAAGCAAAAUGAAAACAAGGUGUUUUAGAUAAAAGGAGAACUCUCUGAUGGCAUUACAUGUGUCCGCGUGGCUGCUGUUGACCCUCACUGUGGUGGGUAACACGGUGUUCGUCACUGCCUGUUCAGACCAGGAGUUCACCUGCAGUCAGGGCUCGUGUGUGGAUCAGGACCGCGUGUGUGACUUCACUGACAACUGUGGAGACGGCAGCGACGAGGAGAACUGUUCUGCAUAUACGAGGUGUGAUUUUGAGGAUGGAUUCUGCAGCCUCACCCAAAGUUCUGAGGCUCUCUCUGAGUGGAUCAGAACGAGUGAGGCUGCAGGACUUGGACAGGACCACACCAACACCUCAGCACAUUUUCUGUCUCUUCUGGCCGUCGGAGGAAAAAGAACCACUGCAGACCUGAACAGUCCAGUCUUCCUGCCCAGUUCCWCCUGCCAGAUGAGUUUCUACCAUUAUGUUGGGGCAGCACAUGGAGAAAUUGAGGUUCUGGUUCAGCCUCAGCCUCAUUCASAGGGUCAGACCACUGGAGUUUGGAAAAGCUCCACUCAGCUGCAGACAGAAACAUGGCAGCGGAGUGUAAUCAGCUUCUCUGAUAAACACAGUUUUCAGGUGGUAAUUCGAGGGGAACUUUCAGCCAGCAGUGACGCCUCUGAGGUCUUGGCCAUUGAUGAUUUAUCCUUUGGUCCUGGCUGCCUGGUUGUACCUGAGAGCAGUGCUCCCCCGCCACCUCUCUGCCCCCCGUCGUGGUUUCAGUGCGGUGAAGGGGAAUGUGUCGAGGAGAGCAAAGUGUGUGACUUUACGCCACAUUGUUCUAGUGGAGAGGAUGAAGCCAACUGCCCCUCUGAGUGUAACUUUGAGAGCGGCUCAUGUGGCUGGUAUGAGCUCACGUUUGGUGACGGCUUUGACUGGAUCAGAGGAUCAUCUGCGGUGGUACCUCCAGACUAYUAUGGUCACCCUCCUUUACCAGACCACUCUACUAACAGCACUGAAGGUCAUUUCAUGUUUAUACUGAAGUACAGCAGCAGUCUGUAUCCGAAUGCCGUCCUCCUAGGGCCCUGGUUCCAGCAGUCAGCCCCUGGGUGCACCAUGACCUUCUGGCAUUAUAACUCAGGCAUAUCUGUUGGGGCUGCUGACAUGUACCUUCAAUUUAAAGAAGCCCAAAACAACACGGUGAUAUGGAAGACGCUGUACGACCAGGGGAGGCGCUGGAAUCAGGUCACCGUUCAGCUGGGUCGCAUCACUCAGCCCUUCCAGAUCGCCUUCUCCAAAAUCAGCCUCGGCGUGUUUGACGGCAUUUCCGCUUUCGAUGACGUCUCCUUCAGUAAUUGUUCGAUGCCGCCGGCGGUGUCCGAGUGUCCASCGGACACACAUUUCCACUGCGUGCGCACCAAAGUGUGUGUGGAGCAUCUGCAGCUGUGUGACCUCGUGGAUGACUGUGGAGAUGGAUCAGAUGAAGAAGGAUGCUCUCCAGAACUUCAGUGUGACUUUGAAGACGGGCUGUGCAACUGGAAACAAGAAACCAAAGGAGGAGAUAAUUUUGACUGGACUCUCAUUAAUGGCCCAACUCCAACCUUUGACACAGGCCCCUUUAAGGACCACACAUUGGGCUCUUGGUACGGCCACUACCUUUACAUCGAGUCCUCUUCCCCGCAGGAGUUUAAAGACACAGCUGUGCUGCUGAGUCCAGUCUUCAAACCCACCUACAAGCCUGGAAAAGACCACUGUGUUUUCCGCUUCCACUACUGCAUGUUUGGGCGUCAUGUGUUCAGCCUGGCAGUGUACCUGAGGACCACAGCUACAGGCAAAGGCCCUUUGCUCUGGGCAAAAUAUGGAAACCAGGGAAACCUGUGGCACAGGAAGACUCUGUACCUCCACAGCGCUCAGCCUUUCCAGAUUUUAAUUGAAGGCACAGUUGGAGAUGAUUUUAAAGGAGACAUUGCCGUCGACGACCUUUCCUUUCUGAACUGUGAGACAAUAGAUGGUGAACUCCCCCCACCGAUCACCCCAGCGACGACCCCCCCAGCCACCACCGUUCUGCCCCACAGCUGCCCAGAAGGGCAGUUUGUGUGUGGAGCGUACGGCGAAUGUGUUAAACUCAGUCAAGUGUGCGACUUCAAAAACGACUGUUCUGAUGGGUCAGAUGAAACAAACUGCGUAAAGGAAAGAUGUGAUUUUGAAGGAGGUGAUACGUGUGGUUGGACAAUCUUCCAACCUUCUUUAGUCCUGAACAAUGCCUUUAUCUGGGCGACGAACCAAGGAGAAACAAUUCAUGAUGGAGAGCAGGACCACCGUCCUGCAAACGAUCACACCUUAAACAGCCCUGAGGGGUGGUAUAUGUGUGCAGACAGUUCAAAUGGUGGCUACGGUCAAAUUUCUGACCUCCAAACACCUGUCAUCUCUGUCACUGGGCCACACUGCACUCUGGUCUUCUGGUACCACAUGAGUGGAUUCACCGUAGGAUCCCUUCAGGUGCUGCUCAGGCACAAGAACGAAACUCAUGUAGUUUGGUCUCAGAAUGGAAACCAAAACAACACAUGGAGACGAGGAGAGGUGUUCCUGGGAUUAACAGACGAUAUCCAGGUGAUUUUUAGGACCAAACGGGGGAUUAGCUACAUGGGUGAUGUGGUGAUAGAUGAUGUCAGCUUCCAGGAUUGCUCACCUCUGCUUCCAUCAGACAAGCCGUGCACAUCAGAGCAGUACGCCUGCGCUAACGGCCACUGCAUCCCUCAGGACAACUUGUGUGACUUCAUCAACCACUGUGGGGACAGUUCAGAUGAGAACCCCUAUAUCUGCAAGGGCUUCAGCGRACACUGUGAUUUUGAGUUUGACCUCUGUUCCUGGCGCCAGUGCCGGCAAGAUGACUUUGAUUGGCUGGUCAAAGUGGGCAGCACUCCAACUAUUGGAACUGGACCAUCGAGUGACCACACCCUGCGGGACCCCUCUGGACACUACCUGUACCUGGAGAGCUCUUUCCCUCAGAGAGUCGGUGAUAUUGCCCGUGUGACCGGACCCUUCAUGAGCAAGAGGAGCUCCCAGUGUAAGAUGCGUUUCUAUUUUCACAUGUCAGGAGAUGGUAUUGGGACCCUUAGCGUUUUUAUCAAAAUCGAAGGAUAUCAUCACCUCCUGCUGAACCUGACCGGAGAUCAGGGCAACUACUGGCAGAUGAGGGAGAUCCAGCUGAGCUCCUCCAGAGACUUCCAGGUGGUGUUUGAGGGCAAGGUGGGGCACAGUGAGAAGGGGGACAUCUGCUUGGAUGACAUCACCUUCUCUCCUGGGUGCCUUCUUGCACCCUCAAAUCCAGUAACGGACAUCAUUCCUCCAUCAGAAGGGUUUUGUCCUCCAGGUUCCAUGCUUUGUGAUGGAGGUGCCUGUUUCACACCUGAGCAGAUGUGUGACUUCAUAGAUGAUUGUGGUGAUGGCACUGAUGAAAAGGAGUGUGGGACAUCCUGCUCAUUUGAGAAAGGUAUAUGUGGCUGGAAGACGUCGCUGGCUGAUAAUUUUGACUGGACUCUCGGCACCGGAUCUGUGCAAAGCAUUCGGCCUCCUUACGAUCACACACUGAUGAAUGAGAACGGUCAUUUUAUUUAUCUUGAAGCGACGCCAGUGGGACUUAAAGGGGAUAAAGCUCACAUCAGGAGCUCUGUUUGGAAAGAGUCCAGUGCUCUGUGUAAACUCUCCUUCUGGUACUACAUUUCCCAUAAGGCCACGGGCACCAUCCGGCUUCUGAUCAAGACAGAGAACAACUUAAUGGAGAUGUGGAAUAAAACGGGGCAUCAGGGAAACAAGUGGAACCGGGCGGAAGUCCCGCUCAGGAAGCUGAGGAACUUCAAGGUGAUUUUUGAGGGAAUCCGCUCCUUCGACGUGAGCGGAGGAGCCGCGCUGGACGACCUGGAGUUUAUCGACUGUGCUCCAAGUGCUGUGGAGCCAGGAAAUUGUCCCGCAGUCACAGACUUUGUGUGUCRCAACGGCGACUGCAUCGAGUCCCACCUGGUGUGCGACAAUAAGGCCGACUGUGCUGAUGAGUCRGAUGAGAUGGACUGCGACCACAUAUUUGACUCACCGGGCGCCUGUGACUUCAACAUGAGGGCGGAGAGCUGGGAAGAGCACUGCCAGCUCUUUCAGGACAUCGAUGAUGACUUCGAUUGGAGGAUCGGCCACGAGGCUGAGACACCAGGAGCCGGACCUCACACUGACCACAGUCCAGGUGGUGGGGGGAACUUCCUCUACAUACACUCRGCCCCUCAGAGGGAAGGGGAUGUUGCCAAGGUGACAACCAGAAAUCCAUUUCCUGCCAGCAUUGGUCUGUGUCACCUGCGCUUUUGGUUCUUCAUGCACGGCUCUGACAGGAUGGGAACACUAAAGGUUUACACUGUUGGACAGAGCGGYACACGCUUGCUGAUGUGGGCAGCCACUGGUGACCAUGGCAACCAGUGGACAUACGCCAACAUCAUCCUGUCCAACACGGCUCCGUUCAGAACRACCUUUCAGGCGGAGGUGGGCGGAGACGUGUGGACAGACAUCGCCCUGGAUGACAUCUCUUACACAGCAGAGUGUAUGGUUGGAGGACCUGUAACUCCUCAGCCCCUGACCUGCGGUGCGGACCAGUUCCAGUGUCUGCACUCCUUCCAGUGUAUCCCCAAGAGCUGGUGGUGUGACAGGGAGCCGGACUGCACGGAUCGCUCUGACGAGGAGCUCUGCCCGACCGCGUUGCCCGGAACUCUGCCUCCUCAGGAUCGCUGCCCCAUGGGUCAUUAUCAGUGUUCAGACCUUCAGUGCAUCCCCUCCUUACUGCGCUGUGACGGGGUCUUCGACUGCCCUGAUGGAGAGGAUGAACACGGCUGCCCUGUCCUACAGUGUGAGGCAGGGGAGCUGGUGUGUGAAAGUUUGCCCGGUUGUAUCCCACCUUUUAAACGAUGUGACCAAUCUACCGACUGUCUGCCGUUCCACCCAGAUGAAUCCAGCUGCCGUGAAUGCCCAUCGAUGUAUUGCCUGAAUGGGGGUGCAUGCUUUAUAGAAACAUUUGGGCCUUAUUGCAUAUUCUGUGUACGCUGCCAUCAGCAUCGGUUUGCUGCUGCUCGCAGCUGGAGUUGCCGUGUGUUUUCUCGCUCUGUGCAGGAAAAAAUGCAAUUUUACAAAGCCCGAUCCAAUGAAAUACGUGGUGAUGGACGAUCCAAACGCCGCCUGGAGAGCAGGGCUCCCAACAGUGGACCAAAGAGCAGCUGGUUGUCCUGACAUUGACCCAAAAAAAAGUGACGGUCACGGGCUUUCCAUCAGCGUCUACCCCUGGAGAAGAGAUCAGGAGGGUUCGAACUGGAGCGAUGCCAAGCUGUCCUUCUCCAACCCGUUGUACCRUUACCCUCCUGAUGCUGAAGGUGCUGACAACAGAAGCUCUGACGCCUAAAACUGAUGACCUUUAGAUCAGUCUCAGUGGGWGUUUUCAGUCAAAAUAGCACAAAGCAAGACAUGAACUGUGGAGAGUUAAACAUAAACCUAAACAUCUGGCUGCAAAAGGUUGGACUUUCCCCGAGUGGAUCUGAUUUGAAGUCUAUGGAGAUGUUAACACAUUUGUUUUUUUUGAAAAGCUCCAUUUUUUGAGCAAACAUCACGAAGAAAACUAUUUAAAAACGAAAGCCCCCUACCCCCACUUCCCACCCUCAUAAUAAUUUAGAACAUUUUAGCCCUUUUUUACAAUCAUCGUAGCAGAUACAUAACAACCAGUCCAGAUUGCUGCUUUUCUCGUUAACAUGCAGGUGUUGGACAAGUUGAAAUGUGAGAUUCAUUCUUCCUCUUCUACACUCACAUCCUUUUGCCUUAUUUUUAUUUUAUCUUCUUUAUCUGAAAUGUUUUUUAUAUAACGCAUGCUGCAAGACAAGCACUAAACAACAUUAUCAGUAAUAAUAAAGACUUAAAGGUCAGUGAUAAACUUAGAUUUCCAUGUCUUUUGACAAUCAGUAUUUUUAUUACAUGAUAUUCUUUUUGUUUCAAAUGAUAAAACAAAUUAUCUUUGUUUAGCUAAAACUCUGAUUUGGUUCAUUUCURGUCCACCAAAUCAGUGGUGCCUCCAUCUUGAAAAUUUAACAAAGUAAAUAUGGUGUAAACAAUAAUUGAUUACAUGAAUAAACCAAACUAAGGCCAUUGUGUUGAUUUGUAUAAGAAUAGCUUUAAUAUAGCACUGAAAUAGCUAUGGGACAGUUAUUGAUAGUUUAAUAGAUAGAUUGAUGUUCUCGAUAAUAAAUGUGCAUAACUUUAAAGAUGCUGUCAUAUUUUGUAAUAAAUGUUUGGUAAAUGUU